CUAGUUGCCAGUUACAAAAUGAAUGAAAUGAUAUUUCGUGGAGACGAUCUGCCUAUCCUCACGUACGGAGAAUGAACACGUAGAGGGGUGUGUACGUGUGGGUUCGUUUGUCUGUGAAAAUUACCCCGGUGAUCGUUUCGACACCUGCAAAAAAAUCGUAAAUAAUGGCAAGAUUGGAAACCCUUGCGAUACCGGAGUUGAAUCCAACAAUUAUUAAACAAUUGAUUACGAGGAGAAUAUUCACUGUGAACGACUUCAUCGCUGAAUCAACUGAGCACAUGAUGCAGAUUACAGGGCUAGCCUAUAAGGACAUUUUGGCAAUUCGAAAGGAGAUUGUUAAUAAACACGGAGGAACUGUCAAAAACGCCCUAGACCUAUUAGAUAAACAAAGGGAAAAUGUUUCUACUGGAAUUCCAAGUUUGGAUAUUUUAUUGAAUGGUGGUCUCCAUCCCGGUCAAAUCUACGAAUUCUGUGGGGCAUCUUCGUCCGGAAAAACCUCCAUCUGCCUGGCUAUUUCCACGAAUGUAACUUUGAACUCACAUUUUAUUGUUCAUUACAUAGAUACUAAAGGAGAUUUCUCGUCAUCGAGAAUACAAAUGAUGUUGGAGGAGAGCAAAGUCAGUGCUGAGGAAAUAGCCAGAGUGAUGGGACAAAUUAGAUUGACGCAAAUCCAAACUCUCCCGGAACUAUUCGCAACCCUUCACAGUCUAGCUUCAACGAAGGACGAUCAACUGAGGGUGAUAAUAAUAGACUCCCUACAUUCACUCUUCCACGUAACCAAAGACAAUUACGAGUCCCUGUAUUCCCUGAGCCAUCUCUGGAACAUUUUGAAGUAUCUAGCUAACGAGUGUAACCUUUCGGUGAUCACUGUGAAUGCUGUGACGUUGUGGAAAGGAGAUGACGGUCUCCCAACAGAGCAGUCGGAUACUCCAGUCGUCAAACCCAUUUUGGGGAGAUUUUGGAGAGGAGCUCCAAACACAAGAAUUUAUGUGCAACAAAUGGGUAAUGAACAGAGACGGUUGACUAUCUGGAAGAGCCACGAGCUUGCAAUUGGCAAAAAUGUGGAUAUCCAAAUUUUAAAUUCUGGAAUCCUAUGAACGAUAUUAAUUUAGAAAGUAAUUCUUUGUACAAUUUUUGUUUUAAGUUAAGGGAAAUAAAAAAAAAUUCAAUUCAUGUAAU
This is a messenger RNA of Diachasmimorpha longicaudata, 1179 nucleotides long. It is a transcript of the gene Rad51D, whose product is annotated as DNA repair protein RAD51 homolog 4-like. Gene Ontology annotation, cellular component: Rad51B-Rad51C-Rad51D-XRCC2 complex; replication fork; centrosome. The record is from RefSeq and is a predicted model, not a curated record. Gene Ontology annotation, molecular function: ATP-dependent DNA damage sensor activity; single-stranded DNA binding; ATP binding. The coding region runs from base 165 to 1097 and encodes 310 amino acids. Gene Ontology annotation, biological process: reciprocal meiotic recombination; DNA strand invasion; double-strand break repair via homologous recombination. NCBI's taxonomy places the organism in Eukaryota, Metazoa, Arthropoda, Insecta, Hymenoptera, Braconidae. The transcript is spliced from 5 exons.